Cyprinodon tularosa is the source of this 3766-nucleotide messenger RNA. RefSeq names its product SRP receptor subunit alpha (gene srpra). Gene Ontology annotation, cellular component: endoplasmic reticulum membrane; signal recognition particle receptor complex. The coding region runs from base 155 to 2179 and encodes 674 amino acids. Gene Ontology annotation, molecular function: signal recognition particle binding; GTPase activity; ATP hydrolysis activity. NCBI's taxonomy places the organism in Eukaryota, Metazoa, Chordata, Actinopteri, Cyprinodontiformes, Cyprinodontidae. Gene Ontology annotation, biological process: SRP-dependent cotranslational protein targeting to membrane. The transcript is spliced from 14 exons. The record is from RefSeq and is a predicted model, not a curated record.
GGAGGAGGAUUCCGCUUGAUGCAACACCAGAAGUAAACGUCACUUCCCAAAUGAUCAUCUGACGUGUCCAAAACAGUUUUCCACCGGUGUUGGGGUUUCCACGCGUGGGAUAUUUUAUCGGACGUUUAAUUGUAAGCCGAUCCGCGGUGACAAGAUGUUGGAUUUCUUCACCAUCUUCAGCAAAGGGGGGAUAGUGCUGUGGUGUUUUCAGGGCGCCGGGGUUUCCGAGUCUUUUACGGGCCCAGUCAACGCUCUGAUCCGCUCCGUGAUCCUGCAGGAGCGCGGUGGGAACAACUCCUUUACUCAUGAAGCUCUGAGUCUGAAAUACAAACUGGACAACGAGUUUGAGUUGAUAUUUGUGGUGGGUUUUCAGAAGAUCCUCACACUGACUUAUGUGGACAAGUUUAUAGAUGAUGUCCAGCUUCACUUCAGGGAUCGCUAUAAGAAUGAGUUGGAGCAGAAAGGAGCCCUGAAGCUGCUCAACAGCAGCUUUGACUUUGAGGACAGGUUCAAAAAACUACUAAGAGAGGCGGAGGAAUCCAGUAAAGUCCGAAGCCACGCCCCCAUGCGGUCAUUUAAGGAGUCAGAGAAAUCCCAAAAAACUGUGAAGUCAAUGAUUGAGACGAAGGGUGGAGAGAAGGCGAAGGAACCAGGAGGCAAAAAGAAUAAAAAUACCAAAAAGGAGGCUCCUGCAGUCGAGCCUGCCAAAGGAGAUCAAAUUAAGACCUCGCCGCCUGGCCAGAAGGCGGCUGUAAAUGGUAACAAAGACUUGACCCCUGAGGAGAUCAUGCAGAAGAAGAGAGAGGAUUUCUUCCGCAAGCGCUCUGUACCUGCUGAAAAACCAGUAAAAUCCCCAAAGCCCCAAAAGCCAAAGGAAAAACAGAUGCGUGUUUGGGGCAACGCAGGCAGCAGCAUCAAGAACCUGGACUAUAGCGACAAGAACGGAGUAGCUGCUUCUGAGGAGAAGAACAUGGAAGCACAAUUCGACCCAGUAAGUUUCCUCGGUGCACAAUUAGUUGCAGCUUUACUCACACAGAGGGUAAAAUCUGGGACGUUUUUUCUGGAAAUUCAGGUGGAGGGUAUGAAGGGCGACCUGCGUUCUGUGGACUACGAGUCUAGCGAGGAGGUAGAGCUGGAGGAAGAGGAGGAGGAGGAGGAGGAAGUAGGUGUCAGUGAAAAAACCCAGACCAGUUCCAAAAAGAGUGGCGGCUUUGGAGGGAUGUUUGGGAUGCUGAAGGGUCUUGUGGGCUCUAAGAGCCUUUCCCGUGAGGACAUGGAGCCGGUGCUGGAGAAAAUGAGGGAACACCUCAUCGCUAAGAACGUAGCAGCGGAUAUUUCCUUCCAGUUGUGCGAAUCUGUUGCUAAGAAACUGGAGGGAAAAGUCAUGGGCACGUUCACCACUGUUGCUUCCACAGUGAAGCAGGCCCUGCAGGACUCCCUGGUGCAGAUCCUGCAGCCCAAGCGCAGAGUGGACAUCCUGAGAGACGUCAUGGAGGCUCAGCGCCAGCGCAGGCCCUUCGUCGUCACAUUUUGUGGCGUCAAUGGGGUCGGCAAGUCUACCAACUUAGCCAAGAUCUCCUACUGGCUGAUUGAAAACGGUUUCAGCGUGCUGAUCGCUGCUUGCGACACUUUCCGUGCGGGCGCGGUGGAGCAGCUUCGCACUCAUCAGCGGCGCCUGAACUCACUGCACCCACCAGAGAAGCAUGGGGGUCGCCCAGUGAUCCAGCUCUAUGAGAAGGGAUACGGGAAAGAUGCAGCGGGAAUUGCAAUGGAGGCUAUUGCCUACGCUCGGAACCAGGCUUUUGAUGUGGUGCUGGUGGACACCGCUGGGCGAAUGCAGGACAACGCCCCCCUGAUGACGGCUCUGGCUAAACUGAUCGCUGUCAACAUGCCUGAUUUGGUGCUGUUCGUUGGAGAGGCUCUGGUGGGAAAUGAAGCAGUUGACCAGCUGGUGAAGUUUAAUCAAGCUCUGGCUGACCACUCAAUGUCUGACAAGCCUCGCCUCAUCGAUGGAAUUGUUCUCACAAAGUUUGACACCAUUGAUGACAAGGUUGGUGCAGCCAUCUCCAUGACUUACAUCACGGGCCAGCCCAUUGUGUUCGUGGGCACAGGGCAGACCUACAACGACCUGCGCAGCCUCAACGCCCACGCUGUGGUCAGCGCCCUCAUGAAGGCUUAACGAGCAGCUGUCAUCGGUUUUCAAUACAAGCCAACGGUACACUUGCCCCGCUGCCAUCAGACGUUCCAGCACCAUUAGCCCACCAUACAUGCUUGUUUGCUUUCCAACCAAACUUGCAGACAAUAAACUCAAUUGACGGACAUAUGUGCACCUCAGAACGCUUUCCUUGAAACCCAGUGGAGCCUUCCUUUGAACGAUUAUUUAUUUUUUUUGGGCCAAAAUAGUGUAUUUCAGAUCAACUAACAUGGCAUUUUAACUGGACUUUUAUCAAAUCUUACUGGUUUCAACUGCAGAACGUUGGCAUUGUGUCCCUCAAUCACCUCAACUUCAUGGAAAUUGGGUUUCCUGUUCCCAAGGAGAGCUUAGCAACCAUAGUGCCUCUUUUUUGAUCUCUUAUUUAAUAUAUUACGCGGAUGGUUAACCAACAGAGAUACAGUUCCAGGUGAGAAUCCUACUAAAAGAUUAGAAGUGACGGCUGGAUUUAAAAUUGAGCAUUUCUUCAGUUUAACUGAACUAAACUGCAUAAAGAAGCUAAAUCAUUAUGGAUGGUGGUCCUUUAUAAAUCAGAACAAAACAUCUUAAUCAUUAACUGUACUGUCUUUGCUUCAUUUGGAUGUUCCCUUUUAAAUAUUCUUCUUUACAUGACCCCCCCACCCCCACGUUCAUUAUUGAUUAGAAAAUAAUAUUUAAGUCAGAUGAACUUUCCCAUUGUGUCACCUUACAACCAAAAACUGCAAUGUAUUUUAUGUACUUGAGUAUUUCCUGAUUAAAUUUCAAGAAAACUAUUUUUGGCUUUCCAAAAGUUUUAUUUUUUAUAACUUAAAUUGAGGAAAGACACGUGCAAAUGUCUUCGAACCCCCUUAUUUAAUACAUGACAGCUUCAAGCCUUGAUUACAUCUAUAAGCUAUGCACAUCUGGAAUAAACCUUUUCAUUUUGGUUUUGAGAGAUUUGCCUAGCUUGGAUUAAAAAAUUUUCAAGUAUCUGGCUUUGCUGUUUCUAAACUAACUAAUAAACUUUAAUCUAAAACAUGCCCCUGCAGCUCUGGCUGAACCUAAAGUUUCCUGCUGGAAUUUGAGCCUUUACUCCUCUGCAGCCCCUUAGUUUGCCCUUCCAGGAUUGGUCCGUAUGUAGCACCACUCAUCUUCCCAUUAACUCUUCCUUGUGAAGAAAAGCAUCCUCACAGCAUGAUGCUGUCACCACCAUGUGUUACUGUGUGGAUGGUGUGUUCAGCAUACUAUACAAUGUAUUUUUUUUUUCUUCUGUUUGCAACAUCCUGGUAGAAUAGCACUGAAGUUUGUGGUUGUAAAGUGUGACCAAACAGACAAAACUUGUUUUUACGUCCUAUCAGUCUCAGAUUUGAGACUGUGCUGUUUUUGUUUGUUUUAAUCAAAGUUAUGAGACCCUUUUGUUUUAAUUUCCCUUUUAAUUUGAUGUUUUUUUUUCAGUGGAAAUCUAAGUUUAAAGUUCUGUAGCCCAUCCUUUAAGGUCUGAUAGUGCAAUACCAGAGAAUCAAGGAUCAAACUGGCAUUUUGAACUAAUUUAUGAGAAUGUAAACAUUUCUAAAUAAAGCUGCUAUAUGCUGAGUU